AUGUUGAUCCUUGGUUCUUCAAAAUCCGUUCCCGCCAUUAACUUAGACAGACAUACACACAAAUCCCCCCUCUCUCUCUCUCUCUCUCUUUCUCUCUCUCCCUCUCUCCGACAACUUAGCCUUUUUCUUUCUUUUUUUCUCUUUCUUUUUUUCUCUUUCUUUCUUUCUUCUCAUUUUUCUCUUUUCUCCUUUUUCUUACUUUCUUUCUUUCUCUUUCUUUUUUUUGUUCUUUCUUUCUUUUUCGUUCUUUUUACUUUCUUUCUUUUUCUCCUUUUCUCUCCCUUUUCAUUUAUCUUUCUUUCUUUUCUCUUUCAUCCUCUAUCUUUUUCUCUCACUAUUCUUUUUUCUUCCUUUCUUUUCCUCUCUUUCUUUCUUAUUCUCAUUCUGUGUGCGUGUGUCUGUAAAAAUGUCACGUUCUGUUUUAAUUUCUCUUUUGUCCAUAAAUAUCUUUCCUUGUUUUCCUUUCUUUAUCUCAUCAUCGCUGCUUCUUUUUCUUUGUUCAAUCUGAAAUCAUCUUUCUUUCUAUACUUCUCUUUUUCUCAAAUAUCUAUCUCCCUUUUCUUUCUCUCUCUCUUUCUCUCUCUCUCUCUCUCUCUCUCUCUCUCUCUCUUUCUCUCAAAUUCUAUUUUUCUUUCUCUCUCUCUCUGCAUCAUUAACCGGUUUCCUUCUCAUAACUUAACUUUUUAUGGUUUAUUUGUACUCCUUGCUUUUCUCUUUCUUUUUUAUCAUUAUUUUUCUCUCACUCUCACUAUAUACAUUUCUUUUACCCUUUUUCUUCUGUUUUUAUUUGUUUCUCUCUCUCUCUCUCUGCCUCUCUCUCUCUCUCUCUGCCUCUCUCUCUCUCUGCCUCUCUCUCUCUCUCUCUCUCUUUGCGUGAUUGUUACUCUUCUUUUUUUCGUCUCUCCCAUUUUUCUCAUCUCUCAAUUUUUUCUCGUUCUCACUCUCCCUCCCUUUCCUUAUGUUUGUUUCAAUUUUUUUUCUUUUUUAUUAUCUUUUGUCUCUCUCAUCCUCUCUCUCUCUCUCUUUCUUUUAACUGCCUUCUUCCUCUUUUUUGUCAUCUCCUCCUUUUUUUCAUACUCCUUUUCCUUCCUUCCUUCCUUCUCUCUCCUCUUUCUUCCUACCUUCAUGCCUUCUUUCCUUCUGUGUUUCUUUACUCUUAUUCUUUCCUCCUCUACUUUUGCAUUUCCUCCUCUUCACUUACGUUUCUCUCGCUUCCCUUCGUUUCUUUUAUCCUUCUUUUUCCCCCUCGUCUGUUUUUGUCAUCUUCUUUGUCUUACUCCCUUUCUUUACUGCCUUUCUUCCUUACUUCCUUCUUUCUUUCUUUCUUUUUAUAUUUCUUUUACUAUUCUUUUACUCUUCUUUGCUUUUUUUCAUCUCCCCCUCAACCUCCUCCCUUUCUUUAUCUCUCACUUUCUUUCACCCUCAUUCUUUCUCUCUAUUUCUAUUACUGUUCAUUUUUCUCUCCUUUCUUUUACUCAUCUCAUUCUUUUUUUUUCUUCCUUUUUCAUUUUAUUCGUUCUACGUUUUAGCGCUUCUUACUUUCCUUUACUUCGCCUUCUUUCUUUCACCCCCUCCUUCCUCUGUUCUUUUUCUCAUAUCUCUCUUUUUCCACGCCUGCUUUUCUUUCUGUCGUAUUAUUCACUUUCUAUGAAGAAAAACAACAAAACUUUGAUCGGCCUGAACUAA
Acanthosepion pharaonis is the source of this 1686-nucleotide messenger RNA. NCBI's taxonomy places the organism in Eukaryota, Metazoa, Mollusca, Cephalopoda, Sepiida, Sepiidae. The record is from the annotation of a GenBank genome assembly.